Pseudophryne corroboree (corroboree frog) is the source of this 2261-nucleotide messenger RNA. RefSeq names its product solute carrier family 35 member C1 (gene SLC35C1). The record is from RefSeq and is a predicted model, not a curated record. Gene Ontology annotation, biological process: GDP-fucose import into Golgi lumen; protein O-linked glycosylation via fucose. The transcript has 2 exons. NCBI's taxonomy places the organism in Eukaryota, Metazoa, Chordata, Amphibia, Anura, Myobatrachidae. Bases 333 to 1424 code for a protein of 363 amino acids. Gene Ontology annotation, molecular function: antiporter activity; GDP-fucose transmembrane transporter activity. Gene Ontology annotation, cellular component: Golgi apparatus.
AACAGGGUUUGGCACUUUUGUGUCCUCCUCUCCGUCAUCAGGUGUGCUGCGAGAAGGGCAGGUCUGCCCUUACAAUGACGUCACUCGCGGGCCUCAACCCCGGAAGUCGAUCCCGGAAGAGAACCGGGAAGUAAGGGCUAUCUGUCACAGCGGACCCUCCUGCGCCGCACAGCCUAACAGAGUAAGACCCUGGAGUGUUGAGGGAGGGGGGGUAGGACGCAGCCACUGCCCUGCCGCCGUAGUCUCUGCCUCUAUGACCGGGUCUUAGUGCCCAUCUUGCCCUUAGUGCCCACACUCACACCAUACCUGCCCUGACCUUGCCUUUAUUCACAAUGUACAGGACUCUGAAGCGCUCCAGCAUCCUGAGGAUGGCUCUGGCCGGGGAAGAUGAGCAGGAGAAGGGGGACAGGGAGCCCUUCCUGGUCCGGGCGAUGAAGAUUGCCAUGGUGGUCAUGCUGUACUGGUUUAUCUCCAUCACCAUGGUCUUCCUGAACAAAUAUCUGCUGGACAGCCCAUCCCUCAAGCUGGACGCGCCGCUCUUUGUCACCUUCUACCAGUGCCUGGUCACCGUGGUCCUGUGCAAGACGCUCAGCCUGCUGUCUAUGGUCCUCCCCAUCGCUGGGGCGCAGGACUUCCCCUCUGUGCGCUUUGACCUGAAAGUCCUCCGCAGUGUCUUGCCCCUGUCCCUGGUCUUCAUUGGCAUGAUUACCUUCAACAACCUGUGCCUCAAGUACCUCGGGGUGGCCUUUUACACGGUGGGUCGGUGCCUCAGUACGGUGUUCAAUGUGAUCUUCUCCUACGUCAUGCUGAAAAAGACCACGUCCCUGUAUGCGCUGAUGUCCUGCGGAGUCAUCCUGGGUGGAUUCUGGCUAGGCAUAGACCAAGAAGGAGCAGAAGGCACAUUAUCCUGGGCUGGAAUCUUCUUCGGAGUCCUUGCCAGCAUGUGUGUGUCGCUGAACGCCAUUUUUACCACAAAGAUCCUACCGGCUGUAGAAGGCAGCAUCUGGCGCCUCACCUUCUACAACAACGUCAACGCUUGUAUACUGUUCCUGCCGCUGCUUCUCCUAUUCGGAGAGGUGAACACUUUCAUUUCGUUUGACAAACUGGACUCGCUGUACUUCUGGGGAAUGAUGACUCUAGGAGGCAUUUUUGGCUUUGCCAUAGGGUAUGUUACAGGAAUGCAGAUUAAGUUCACCAGUCCCCUGACCCACAAUAUCUCCGGAACGGCCAAGGCCUGUGCUCAGACUGUGUUGGCGGUGUUUUACUUCCACGACACCAAGAGUUUCUUGUGGUGGACAAGUAACGCAAUGGUUCUAGGAGGCUCAUUCAGUUACACUUGGGUGAAGGGGCUGGAAAUGAAGAAGAUGCAGGAGCAACCUGUGCAGAAAAACGCCAAUGAGAAGGAUAUGUCCCAAGGGGUGUGAUGACAAGGACGUCAGGCAUACAUCAUGAGGGACACAAGAGCAUGCACUCUUAUCUUUAGUGAGCACAAGGCUGGUGCAACUUAGUAUGGGAGAUUCAGAGGCUGAAAUUCCAUGAAUGGACCAACAUGAACUCUCAAAUGUUUGUAUGUCCAAGAUCCUGAGAUUAUGUGAAUUUUCCAUAUAUUCCAGUGAUUGCAAAAAGGUUUAUUAGAUUUACUGAGUAUUUAAUGCAGACAAAUCCUAUUUUGUAUUUCUAUCCUGGACGAAGUUACUUAUAAUAUAAAUAAUACAGCAUGUUGCCUUAUGAUUUCUGGCAACAACUGACGUUUGUGGUCAUAUGUGUGCAAGAUGUUCGCAUGCCGCAGUGUACAACUAAAAAUAUAUAUUUGUAUAUACAAAUGCUGAUCUCCGCUUCCACAGGAAUUGCAGAGUGAGAAUCCGAAACUUCUGAAUCGCAGACGCAAGAGUCGGCCACUAACGGGGCAUGCCUUGUUAGCUGCCCAAUACAGAGAUAUUGGCCGCCGGUUUGCCGAAACUAAUUUUUUGUAUUUGGUCUACGGUCGCAUUGAAAUCUUAUCUAACACUCUCAGUUUUGUGUAAAUCAACUCUUUGGUAACUUUUGUAAAAAUGUAUCAGUCGAUUCCUCUUUAUAUAAAACUAUAUUUGUUCUGUUUGUCCUCAAACGUGACAGAUGACAGAUUUUAUUUUAAUCAGUGUCUUACUGAAGCGGUUCUGUGUGUUUUGAAAAAAGAAAAUGGAUUUAUUUGACUUUUCUCUGCAAACAAGUGGCGUCACUUUUAUACAAUGUAAUAAAUCCAGAAUGGAGUUUGGUUGCAA